Fulvia fulva is the source of this 1821-nucleotide messenger RNA. Its product is annotated as Mitochondrial import inner membrane translocase subunit tim50. Lineage: Eukaryota; Fungi; Ascomycota; Dothideomycetes; Mycosphaerellales; Mycosphaerellaceae. The transcript has 2 exons. Bases 1 to 1821 code for a protein of 606 amino acids. Gene Ontology annotation, molecular function: phosphoprotein phosphatase activity. The record is from RefSeq and is a predicted model, not a curated record.
AUGCUACCCAGAGCUGCGCUGCGCAUCUCGCGUGGUCCCCUCCUACUACGCUCCUACGCUACGAAACCCCCGCGCCCGCCUGCGCCAUCAUCAUCGAGACCUGGCAAGCCACCCGCGCCGAGAGCAUACCCCUCCGGACCAGCACGACAGACAUCGCCAGGUACAGCUCUGCCAAAAGAUCAGACAUGGAAGCCAAAGGAUAGCAUACCGUUUGGAGGGCCAGCUGCGGCCACGCCGAGUGGAGCCGGUGCAGCAAAGGCCUCGAGUGGCGCAGAAUCACCUGUAGAGGGGGCACGACCAACUGGCCCAGAGACUACACCGAGAGCAUCGCCGCUGGAAGAACCUACACCCCCAUCACAAGAGCCGAUCGCGCAGAAGCUCGGAGCAGAUGCGCCGGCACCCGGAUCGCCAAGAGAUGCGGCGCAAGAGAAGGAGGCCGCGGCAGAGCAGCAGCGACAGCCCCCGCAGCAAGAACAGCCCCCGCAGCACACUGGGCCAUUGCCAGAUCUGCGACAAGGCAUUCCUUCGACAUUCGACUUUGAGUUCGGCGCAGCCAAGCAAAAACAGGAUGCAGCAGCAGAGCGGGAGUCACAGGACGACAAGCUGGAUUUGACGGGCAUUUCGCCGGAAGAGGGCCAGCGUCAGAAGGACCGGGAGGAGAGACAGCGUGAUCGAUCCGCGUACGAGACGUCAGUCGAUCGACGGCGCGCACAGAUGUCCAACUACCUCUAUGCUUCGAUAGUUCUGGCCGCUGUCUUUGGUGGUCUCUACCUCGCGCGACCCUUCUCACAAUCAGAGGACAUUCCAUCUGGUCUCGAGCCCGGAGAGGCAGAUGGCUGGGCACCUGGGAAGCUGUGGGCACGAGUCCGCGCACGCUUGGGCGACCAGACAGGAUACUACACCGAGCCAGUCUUCCCUAAACUGCUGCCCGACGUUCCUGAAUCACAGCGACCACCAUACACACUUGUCCUGAGCUUGGAGGACCUCCUCAUCCACACGACCUGGGACCGACAGAAUGGCUACCGAACAGCGAAGCGACCGGGCAUCGACUACUUCAUCCGCUACCUCUCCCAAUACUAUGAACUCGUCCUCUUCACCUCCGUCCCACGAGCCAUCGCCGAUCCUGUCAUCGCCAAACUCGACCCCUACCACUUCAUUAUGUGGCCUCUCGGCCGCGAAGCCACCAAAUACGAAGGUGGCGAAUACAUCAAGGACCUCUCCUACCUCAACCGACCUCUUGAGAAGACCCUCAUCAUCGACACCCACGCACCUCACGUCAAGAACCAACCCGAAAACGCCAUCGUGAUCCCCAAAUGGAGCGGCGACCCACAGGACCCACACGUAAAGGACCUCGUCGCCCUGAUCCCGUUCCUCGAAUACGUCGCAACAAUGGGCACAACCGACGUCCGCACCGUAAUGAAAUCCUUCCAAGGCAAAUCCAUCCCCGAAGAAUUCGCCCGUCGCGAAGCCGAAGCACGAAAACGAUUUAAUGAGCAACUCGCCGACGAGCGUCGCAGGAAACCAAGGUUCUCCCUCGGCUCCAUCGCUGGCUCAUUGGGUGUCAAGGGCGGUUCUGCGAUGGGCGGCGGCAUGGCUCUGGCCGACGGACAAAGCUUCGCGGAAGGUCUCGCGCAGGGGAAGAUGUUGAGUGAUCAGAUCCGCGAGCAGGGACAGAGGCAGUAUGAGCAUUUGGAGAAGCAGAUCCGGGAGAAUGGAGAGCAGUGGUUGAAGGAGGAGGCGGAGGAGCAGAAGAGGUUGAUGGAGGUGCAGAUGAAGGAGAUGAAGGGGAGUGCGUUGAGUUGGUUUGGUGGGAGUAAGUAG